AGGCAGGAUAUUUUUCAGCAGAAACACAGCAUCUUGUUUUAAGGUCAGGCUCUAUGGGCUGGUCGUCUGCAGGCUGGCCGCUGAGAAUGGCGGUGCUCGGUGCUUUUGUGCUGGAGCUCCUAGUCUUGGUCACGGUGACAGGUGAACCUGCUCUUGAAGGACCAGAGACAGUAACUGCAAUUACAGGACAGACUGUGACAAUGGAUUGCAAAUACAAUGAGAAAUACAGGCAGAAUGUGAAAUACUGGUGUAGAAUGGUGCAAUACGACUGUACCAUACUGAGAAACACACGGUACAAUGCAUACAACGUGAAUAUCAAAGAUAAUCCCUUGGCUAACACAUUUACAUUGACAAUGUGGCGGCCGAAAGAGAGGGAUUCAGGCCAGUACAGGUGUGGAAUAAAGAUGUCCGAUAGGGAUAAAACCUUUGAUGUGGAGCUGAAGGUUCUCAGUUUGAUAGGACCGCAGGUGGUGACUGGAAUUGAGGGAAGACUAAUGAAAGUGGAUUGUAAAUACAGGUGGGACUACAGUCAUUUAAAAAAAUACUGGUGCCGAAUGGAAGACAAUUGGUGUGAAACACUGGUUGAUACAUUCAAUGAUAAGAAACAUCUACUUACGGAUAUACAUGAUUAUGGCAUGAUAAACACAUUUACAGUGACAAUAUCCCAGCUGAAACUGAGCGAUGCAGGACUUUACCGGUGUGGGAUAGUCACACCAUAUUUUAAAAAAUACAACAUUACAUUUGAUGUUGAGCUGAAGGUUCACCAAGAUCCCACCACCUACACCAGCUCUAAAGCAACUCCCACCCUGCCAGACACCAGGACCAGGACCACCCUGACUCCCAGAAAAGAAGCAAUCGAUAUCUAUUCUAUUUUCAGAAAAGGAGCCCCGGUUAUCUUUGGGAUUAUCGGGAUCCUGGCUUUUGUUUUUCUUGUGAUUCUAAUCAUUUUAAUUAGAAAGAAACUGACAAACAGCAGAGAUGUUACACUUACUGGACAGAACAAUGGAACCAGUAUUCGGCUGCAGGACUUUCAUAACACAUCCACCUCCCACGCAAGCAAUAACCUCUACACAUUCCCUCAAUACCACCAGCCGACCCCCGGCACCAGCAAUGUCUACGGGGACGAUGACGACACUUCUACUGACAGCUCAGACAGUUCAUCUACAGGGGCGGCCAGCAGAGGCAUCAGCUGCUUCAGUGAGAUGAAGUGGGACAAGGCAGGGCAGGAGGCGGACGAUGCCGACGACUAUGUGAAUGUUUCCAAAAGAGAGCCGGAGGAGUCGGCAGACUAUGUGAAUGUAGCCCCGUUUGAGGGACGAAGGAGGAGUUCUGAUGAUUAUGUCAACAUGGAGCCUGCCACAGAGCCUGAUGAAGAGGAGGACCGAGUUUCUGAAGGACUGAAGGGAGGGGGAGAGAACAGCCAGGACGCUGUCGAUUCUGACACUGAGAGUGACGAGAACGCUGUGGUUUACACCCAGAUUGCGUUCAAGUAG
Molecule: messenger RNA, 1493 nt
Organism: Acipenser ruthenus (sterlet)
Lineage: Eukaryota; Metazoa; Chordata; Actinopteri; Acipenseriformes; Acipenseridae
Product: polymeric immunoglobulin receptor-like
Exons: 7
Coding region: 54-1493 (479 amino acids)
Source: RefSeq, a predicted model, not a curated record